AUGGAAAAAGGGGAGCAGCUUGCUGUGGGCUGCAGUGGACAGAGGGGGCUUGAGGUGAUGGUCCUCAAAGGAUGUAGAGGCUCAGGCUGCUGCAGGUCUCAGAGGUCUGUUUGCCUGGGGCUGCUCGGGGCCUGGGCACGAUGCCCACAGAAAAAUAGAGUUCCAGGAAGCCAUCCAGUUCCUCCACUCCCUGAGCCCAUCUGCCAUCCCAAGGCGGCUGGGCCUGGGGGGGAAGAGGAACCUCAGACUCUCACAGACUCUCAGAACCUUAGACCCUUAGACUCUCGGGGAUUCUCGGAAUCUCAGAGCCUCUGGAUUUUCAUAAAAGUCUCCGAGUCUCAGUCUCAGGAGCCCAGGAUGGGGGAGGGGGAAGGGUGCAGACCGAGACCAGGCAGCCAAUCAGGAGGGCGAGGAGGAGGAGGGUGGGGCUUGGCCCUUCCCUACUUCCUGUCUGGCAGGAAGUCCUCCCCGCACAGCGCAAGCCUCGGGAUCGUUGGGCACAUGUCUGACGGAGAGUUGCUCGAGGGGCAGGUCCUGGCCCCUCAGAGUACCAGCUGCUUCAUGAAGGCCCAGGCCACCUCAUCUCUCAAGAAAAAAUACUUCGAUUCUCAGCUGUUCCUGUUUCUGCUUUUGCAAUUAUUGUUUACCCUGAGCCUUCUCUCAUAUUGGUACCUGUUACCUUGGUCUGUGCAGAAACCUUGCCUCCCUGUGCAGGUAGCACCAUCUGUCACCCCUGUGCUCGUCAUCCUGCUAUGGACAUGGCCUUUUAAUCAGCAAGCGUCCUUUCAAGGACUCCGCUGCAUGGGCCCCUGGAUCAAGGAGGCGAACUGCCGAAUCACAUUGAACCGUACCUGGUAUAAGACGGCCCAUGCAGUCAUCAUCCACCACCCCGAUGUGAGUACUAGGCCCUCCACGCAGCUGCCUUCUAAACCAUGGCCAGCUGGCCAGCGAUGGGUCUGGUUCAGCCUUGAGUCACCUAGCCAUUUGAAUAACCUGGCUGCUAUGGAUGGCCUCUUCAACUUGACCAUGACCUACCACAGCGACUCAGACAUCUUCACCCCUUAUGGGUGGCUCAAACCACAGCAGGAAAACAUUUCCUUAACUAGACCUCCCUAUCCCAAAACCAAGCUGGUGGCCUGGGUGGUGAGUAAUUGGAAGGAAGACUCCACACGGGUAAUAUAUUUCCGAAAGCUACAGCCCUAUCUGUCCGUGGAUAUCUAUGGGAAACAUCACAUGCCAUUACCAACCAAAAUCCAGCAGUCUGUUUUAUCUAAGUACAAGUUCUGCUUGGCUUUUGAGAACUCUGUGCACAAAGACUACAUCACAGAGAGGCUUUGGCACAAUGCCUUGGCAGCCUGGGCUGUCCCCAUAGUGUAUGGGCCACCAAGGUACAGCUAUGAGUGCUUCCUGCCAUCUGACGCCUUUAUCCAUGUGAGUGACUUUAGGAGCCCCAAGGAACUAGCCAUCUAUCUAAUGAAGCUGAAUAAGGAUGAGAAGCGUUACCUAGCAUACUUCCAGUGGCGGAAGCACCUGGAGGUGGUAACCAGGUCUGGCUGGUACCAGGAAUUCUGUAAGGCUUGCCAGAUUCUACAGGAGCCACCCACCUACCGCACUCUGCCGAUGCUGUCCAAAUGGUUCUCCUGA
Molecule: messenger RNA, 1644 nt
Organism: Vombatus ursinus (common wombat)
Lineage: Eukaryota; Metazoa; Chordata; Mammalia; Diprotodontia; Vombatidae
Gene: FUT6
Product: fucosyltransferase 6
Exons: 4
Coding region: 1-1644 (547 amino acids)
Cellular component (GO): membrane
Molecular function (GO): alpha-(1->3)-fucosyltransferase activity
Source: RefSeq, a predicted model, not a curated record